UCUCUCUCUCACACACACACAGAGGAAACAAACCCUUGGCACAAAAUCUGUUCCAAAACGUCAAAAUUCAUAUCACAGCCUAGAGAUCUUCACCACAUAAAGAAACUGCCUCUCACUUUCACUUAGUUUUUUCACCAACACUCUCUUCUUCACAGCUCAUAAAACCCGGCUCCACCAAAUGGUAAAAUUCGCCUUUUCUGCUCAGGCACCACUUUUGUACUAUAGAUGUGAAGCAUUAUAGACAUUCAUCAUUAUAGAAAUUCAGUUCCGAACUCCACUUUUUGCUUAAAUGCAAUCAUUCCUCAUUUGUACCCAUCUUCAAUCUCAGCACAAUUUUUCAUUAGUCUCUUCCCUUUUCCUCACAAAAUUAGCUCGAUAAACCAAACAUAUUCGAAAUCUACCUGUUCGAGCGUCGGUUGUAUCUGUUUUUGCAAAUGGAUUCCAUGUUGAUUAAGAAGCCCAAAGCGCUGCCCAAGCCCCUGCUGCUGAAAGACUACCUGCUGGACGAUAUGAGCUCGUGCUCAUCCAACGGCUUCAAAUCGUUCCCCAGGAGGCAAUGCUGCACCAGCACCGUCCGAUUCCUCGUCGACCUCGACCACGGCAGCAAGCGGAGAAGGAAAUUCCUCCCCAAUUUCGACAAAAUCGAAGCGGCGCCUAGGAAAUCCCCAGCGAAAUCGGCCGCAAUCGCCGCCCUCCGGCGCAUCUUUUCCGCCGUGAAGCGCCUCCCCUUCGCGUCCGAGGGUCCACCGGAGAGUAAGGACUUCCGGAGGUCGACGCUCCUGCCGCGGAACCUCUCGAGGAAGAUUUUCGAGAGAGGAAGCUUCUGGAAGAGGAAAUCGAGCUCGGGCCGCGAAGAGGUCGGGAGGUUGAAGUCGUUCGAUCAGCUGAUGAAGGAGGAUUCUCAGCCGUCGGAUGUUUUCGAUAGCUGCGCGGUGACGGCGGCGGGCAACGGCGGCAACGAGUUUGCGAGCGGUAAUGUGGUUACUGCUACUACUACUACUUGCGAGGUGGAUUUGGAUUUACCAAACGACGCCGUAGUGCUGGUAAAGAACGGCGACGUUUCAACUGGCUCAACUACCAGUAGUAAUGCCAGCAGUACAGCCACCGACGCUAGUACGAAGAACAAGCAAUGGUCAGUUAGUGAAGACAAGGAACAGUUCAGUCCAGUAUCAGUGCUCGACUGUCCAUUUGACGAUGAUGACGAGGUUUCCUCUCCUUAUCGACACCGGCUCGAUUGUACAGAUGAAACUCAGAAGAAGCUCGUGAAGAAAAUGAAGAGAUUCGGGUGCCUCGAACAGCUCGAGCCAGUGAGCCUCGCAAAACAAUUCGAAUCUCCCACCAAAAAAACAGUACCGGAAAUCGAAGACGAACAACUUGAUGAAGAAGAAGACGAAAACCGAGCACAACAAAAGGCACUGAACUUACUCAACGAAAUGGAAAAUAGUUUACUAUUAUCGCCCGGCAUCAAAAUGAAGGCAGACAAAUUGCUCCUAGACUUCUUUAAAGAAAAAAUCAUAAACAAACAAAAAAACACGCAUUCUCAAAACCCGUGUGGCGGGAGCUCGUUUGAAAAGGAAAUAUUAGACGAGGCGGAAAAUUGGGUGAACGAGAGAAAGCCGCGAGAGUUGUUUCUUGGGUGGGAAGUUGAGAGAAACCGAGCGGCUUACGUUAAGGACAUGGAAAAAUCGGACGAGUGGAGAUCGUUCGAUCGGGAGAAUGAUGAGGUGGCGUUGGAGUUGGAAGGUGAGGUUCUUUCUAGUCUCAUGAAUGAGCUGUUGGUAGAUAUCUCAUCUAAGACAACAGUUUGAGUUGUUUGGCAUUUGUGGUGAUGCUAAGUAUAUGUCAAGGUUGUUUUGGUCAUUUCAGUAGCCAUGUGAGGGGAAGAAGAACAAUGGCUGUGAAUGAGUAAGGCCACCUUGAGUCUAGGAAGGGGAAGAUAUUUAUGAGAAUUAUUGUAUGGUAUCAAUUUAGAUCUUGAAUGGUGAUAUUAUUGGUUUGUAUCACUAUGUAGCAAAACCAUCNAUU
Striga asiatica is the source of this 2025-nucleotide messenger RNA. Lineage: Eukaryota; Viridiplantae; Streptophyta; Magnoliopsida; Lamiales; Orobanchaceae. The record is from the annotation of a GenBank genome assembly.